This is a messenger RNA of Thyridium curvatum, 1068 nucleotides long. RefSeq lists its product as uncharacterized. The record is from RefSeq and is a predicted model, not a curated record. NCBI's taxonomy places the organism in Eukaryota, Fungi, Ascomycota, Sordariomycetes, Thyridiales, Thyridiaceae. Gene Ontology annotation, molecular function: oxidoreductase activity, acting on NAD(P)H. The coding region runs from base 1 to 1068 and encodes 355 amino acids. The transcript has 2 exons.
AUGCAACUUACGAUGAAAGCCCUUGUCGGUAGCAAAGAAGGCGACUAUCGCCUUGCUGACAAUAUCAAUAUCCCCGCGCCAGGUCCAGGCACUGUUUUGUGCCGUGUCCACGCAGUUGCUCUCAACCCGUACGAUGUUAUGAUACUGGACCACUUCAACACUCCAGGAGCAAUAGGUGGAUGCGACUUUGCGGGUACUGUGAUCCAGAUCGGCGAAGGCGUCACGCGAUUCAACGUCGGUGAUCGUAUUCUCGGGUUCACCACUGGUCUCAACCAUGCAGAAAAGACAGCGGGCGCCUUUGCCGAAUUCGCUUUGGCAAGAGAGAACGCGUCUUGUCGAUUGCCGGGCGCUUUGGCUUUCACAGAGGCAUGUUCGAUGGGAGUUGCUGUUGCUGCCGCUGGGUUGGCCAUCUUCCAGGCCCCGGGCCUACGGCUAUCCAUGCCGCAAGCAGAGGGUACUCAAGGGCGAGAGAAGGCCACUAUCCUGGUGUCAGGAGGGGCGACGGCUACUGGUACGAUGGCUAUACAGCUGCUCAAGAUUGCUGGUUACACGCCAAUUGUGACGUGCUCGCCCGGCAAUAACGCCCUCUGCGAGUCGUAUGGUGCCUCGGCAUGUUUCGACUACCACUCUCCCACGUGUGGCGCAGACAUCCGGGCUCACACGAAUAACAACCUGGCUCACGUUCUAGACUGCAUUGCUGACGACGAAACCAUGAACAUGUGUUACAAGGCCAUUGGCUCAUCCGGCGGCAUAUACACUGCUCUGAGGCCGGUCGUAACAACUGUCAAGUAUACACGAAGGGAUAUCCGCGCGGACUGGGUGAUGGUCGAGACGGUCCUUGGGGUGUCCGCACAGCACGGAAGCAUUGGUAGACCUAGCUCAAAGGAGCAUCAGAUAUUUGGGUCACGUCUCUUCGCGGUCAUUGAGCAGCUGUUGCAAGAUGGGAGAAUCAAGCACCACCCCGUUGACGUCAAAGAUGGAGGGUUGGCGAACAUCCCGACAGAACUGGAGCGUCUGCGCGCUGGCGACGUCCGAGCUAGAAAGAUUGUAAUGCCGUUGAUCGCGUAG